AUGCUGAUAGUUCCCAUUGGUGCAAGAGAAACCAACCUAAUGUACGUGGUGGUUGGUCCGCAGAGUGAGCUUAUCUUUGUCGACCCAGUGGAUCCAAUGAAAAUAGAGGAGGCUGCAAAAAGGCAUUCUGCACUAGAGGCUACAGUUGUGUCUCUCACCACGCACCACCACGAGGACCACUCGUCUGGGAACAAGGAAAUAAAAAGAAGGUUUCCGCAGGCUGAAAUAUAUGCAGGCUCUGAGAAGGCAUACUGCACAAAGACAUGCAAAGACGGGGAUAUUAUUCAAGUGGGCUCUCUGCAGAUCGAGUGCAUGCACGUUCCGUGCCACACCCAGGAUAGCUUUGCGUAUGUUGUGCACGAUGUCACAAAGCGCGAGCAAAAAGCAGUCUUUGUGGGGGACACUCUGUUCUACCUGGGGUGCGGACUUUUCACAGAGGGCACGGGAGAGAUGAUGUAUGCUGCUCUUUCCCGACUUGCAGCCCUUCCUCCUGCAACGGCGGUGUACUACGGACAUGAGUACCGAGAGAGUAACCUGCAAUUCCGAAGAACGCUUGUCCCAGACCCAGCCUGCAUUUCUCUGGAAAGAAUAUUUUUAACUGUAGAGGAAGAGAAAAAGCAUAACUUCUACAUCAACACAGAACUUGUCUCAGAAAUUGAGGGUUUUAAGGGAAAGACUCCUGUUGAGAGAGUGUGUCUGCUGCGGAAGAUGAAGAAUGAGUUCAAUGCGCAGAAGAAAAAAGAGACUAAGUAG
Nematocida ausubeli is the source of this 753-nucleotide messenger RNA. RefSeq lists its product as uncharacterized. Lineage: Eukaryota; Fungi; Microsporidia. The transcript has a single exon. Gene Ontology annotation, molecular function: hydroxyacylglutathione hydrolase activity. The record is from RefSeq and is a predicted model, not a curated record. Bases 1 to 753 code for a protein of 250 amino acids.